AAUCCAGUCGAUAGAGGCAGACCACACAACCACAGAGGGGUCCCUCCUGUUCCAAGGUCCCAAUCACAGUUGCAUGGUCUGCCACUUAUAAAGUUGGUGGGCACUACAUCUAUGUACUAUACAGCUUGGUGCCAGGAAAAGUAUGGAGGCCCAGAAGGACGACCCUCCACCAAAGCAGCAGCCUAUGAUCUACAUAUGUGCCGAAUGUCAUACAGAAAAUGAGAUAAAAGCCAGAGAUCCCAUUAGAUGUCGAGAAUGUGGCUACAGAAUUAUGUACAAGAAAAGAACAAAGAGAUUGGUCGUUUUUGAUGCGCGUUAAACAUUCCCCCAACUUUAUUUUCCCCUUGCUAUUUUUUUUUUUCUUAUUGAUUGUACCAAAUGCUGAGGUGUUGCAUUAUAAAUUAUUACAUGCUUUGUAAUAAAACAUUUUAAUGUUGAA
Molecule: messenger RNA, 439 nt
Organism: Hyla sarda
Lineage: Eukaryota; Metazoa; Chordata; Amphibia; Anura; Hylidae
Gene: POLR2K
Product: RNA polymerase II, I and III subunit K
Exons: 4
Coding region: 143-319 (58 amino acids)
Biological process (GO): DNA-templated transcription
Cellular component (GO): RNA polymerase II, core complex; RNA polymerase III complex; RNA polymerase I complex
Molecular function (GO): zinc ion binding; DNA-directed RNA polymerase activity; DNA binding
Source: RefSeq, a predicted model, not a curated record